This is a messenger RNA of Polychytrium aggregatum, 1005 nucleotides long. RefSeq lists its product as uncharacterized. Gene Ontology annotation, cellular component: ciliary basal body. Gene Ontology annotation, molecular function: protein binding. Lineage: Eukaryota; Fungi; Chytridiomycota; Chytridiomycetes; Polychytriales. The record is from RefSeq and is a predicted model, not a curated record. The coding region runs from base 25 to 915 and encodes 296 amino acids. Gene Ontology annotation, biological process: cilium assembly; protein localization to cilium. The transcript has 6 exons.
CACCAUGGGCGUGGGCUGUGCUUUAUGUCGCUCAGGGACUAUUCAAGAGCCAUCGAGUGCUUCAACCAAAGCCUGCUCGUCCACCGCUACGACUCGACAUUCUCGCAGCUGGGCGAGUGCCUGAUCCAAAUGGGCGAGUACCAGCUGGCUCUCGACCAUUACAGCAUCGCCUUGGAAUCGUCGCCCAAGAACCUGGACUUUCUGGCCAAGACCGGCUUGCUGUAUUUCAGCAGAGGCGAGCACGACAAGGCCUUGCUCUACUUUGGUCGGGCGUUGUGCCAUGACCCGCUCUAUGCCAAGGCGCUGCUGCCUCUGUGUGCUCUCCACCAGAUUCUGGAUGAGCCUGAUGCGGCGCUGAUCAAAUACCGCAUCACUGUCCUCCAACACAUCAAUUCGCCCUAUCUCUGGAACAACAUCGGGAUGUGCUUCUAUCAAAAGGAGAAAUACGUGGCGGCUGCAGCCUGUCUCAAGCAUGCACACUAUCUCCUUCCGUUCUCCUUCACUAUCAAGUUCAACCUUGGCCUUGUCCAUCUCAAGUCUGGUCAUUACUGCUCCGCAGCAGUCUACUUUGAGGCUGCGGCGAUGCAGGAUCCAUCCUCGGUCGAGGCCUGGAUGUGGCUCGCGAUGGCCCUGGCCCAGUUGCAGGACCGAAGUGCUGCCCGAGCGGCAUUCGACAAGGCCUUCCGUCUGAAGAGAACUGAGCCCCGUCUGAAUCUCAAUUAUGCCGUGGCCCUCUACAACUGGGGAGACUCGGACACCCUGUGUCUCGAGUAUGUACGGCCGAUCGUAGAGUCAGCGGAGAGCGAUUUGCUGGCAAAAUCUCUGACGGUCGAAGAGAUCGAGCUCGCCCGGCAUCUGCUGGCGGCCGUCAGCAGCAGCAGCAGCAGCAGCAGCGACGGGAUGGCUGUCGAGUAGAUCAAAUGCACCAUCUCCAGCUGGAUCUCGGAACGGCCAUUCGUAUAGGAUGGCUCUCUGGCAUCAUGAAUAAGACGAAAUGCGUUGGCU